This is a messenger RNA of Erigeron canadensis, 3596 nucleotides long. RefSeq names its product CCR4-NOT transcription complex subunit 1-like. The coding region runs from base 533 to 3412 and encodes 959 amino acids. Gene Ontology annotation, molecular function: molecular adaptor activity. Gene Ontology annotation, cellular component: CCR4-NOT core complex; P-body. The record is from RefSeq and is a predicted model, not a curated record. Gene Ontology annotation, biological process: nuclear-transcribed mRNA catabolic process, deadenylation-dependent decay. The transcript is spliced from 25 exons. NCBI's taxonomy places the organism in Eukaryota, Viridiplantae, Streptophyta, Magnoliopsida, Asterales, Asteraceae.
UAAAAUAUUUGAAAGUAUUUGAUUUUUGUUGUAGUCAGAUUUGGAUUUUGUUUGGUUUGAAUCUUCACAAAGAAUCGAGAUUUUUGUUGCCUUUUUCUUUGAAAUUUUCUUGGGUUUUCCUCGGUCAACAACAAAUUCUGAUUCCAUGAUUGAAUAAAAAAGAAAGCUGCUAAGAGGAAAGUGAAUCGCCCAUUCCCAGUAAAGAAUAAUCAAUCAGCUUCGUAAUUACACAUUUGUAUAUGAAUAUUUGUGGCUAUCUUUGGAAAUUUCAUAGAUAUAGAUACAGUCUGAGAUAGAUAUAAUAAGAUACGGUAAGUGAAGAUGAAUGGAAUGACGUGGCAUUUAUAACCGGAUGGAAACCUUCUGUAGCCGGUCGCUCACAUUGCAUAACCCAAAAAACAAAGUUGGUUACAUUAGUAGCAAGUCGAGUAGAUGGGUACAUUACAUAGCCUUUUGGUCAUAGUUGGGUACACUCCAUGCCUUCAUCCCUUAAGUUUAUUAUCUAUUUGCGUAGGGGUAUGAAAAGGGUUUAAUGAUUGGAGUGAUUCCUUUUAUCUCCAAGAUUCUGGAAUCAUGCAAACACAGUCUAGCAUAUCAGCCACCGAAUCCAUGGACCAUGGGCAUUCUUGAAUUACUUGCUGAAGUUUAUGCAAUGCCAAAUCUCAAGUUGUAUCUCAAGUUUGAAAUUGAAGUACUGUUUAAGAAUCUCGAUGUGGAUAUUAAGUCGGUCUGUCCAACAUCUCUUCUUAACAACAGGGCAAGGAUAAUCGAAGGAAACCCUGAUUUUUCUCAGCAAGUUAAUCAUGCUAUAUCUUCGGUGAGAUCAUCUGUGAAUCAAGUUGAAUUAUCACCUGAAGCUGUCAGACUAUCUUAUCAAAGUGGUCUUUUAAAUACAUCGUACCAGCGUCCUGGUCAACUCCAUCUUUCUGCUAUAACUUUAGGUGUGCCCGAUAAUCAGCUUUCAUCUGCUCAAGGACUUCCAGUUGCACAAAAUCCAUAUGUGCUACCGGCACCAGAACUCAAUGCUCCCCAGUUCCAAUGUUUCUUUCUGAUAACGCAUAUGCGGAGUGUGCUUUCAAUGGCUAUGGAAAAAGCUGUGGAAAAACUACUUUCUACUGUCGUUAAAAGGAUUGUUUCUAUAGCAACCCAAACAACAAUUAACCUUGUUUUAAAGGACUAUGUUACUGAUCCACAUGAUAACUCGAUACACAGUGCAUCAAGCUUCAUGGUUGCUCAGCUUGCUGGAAAUCUAUCAUAUGUGACUUGCAAGGAACGGCUCCGAAGUCAGAUGUCAACUCAGCUAAGAAACUCUUUGCUGGGUUUGAAUAUUUCUAGUGAAUAUCUUGAACCGGUCAUGCAACAAGUUAUUAACGAGAAUCUUGAUUUGGGUUGUGCAUCAAUUGAAAAGGCUGCAAUGGAGGAGGGGCUAAUUUUAGUAAGAAGGGAACUUAUCCGCCAUCUUACUAAAAUUAACAUAAGUGCUACUCCUGAAGAAUUUGAUAUCAAGUCUGGCCAACUGUAUCUUCCUGGAUGGGCUAAUCUUAGUAAGAAGUUGCAUCUUGUCCAGGGGCUAAUUUUAGUAAGAAGGGAACUUAUCCGCCAUCUUACUAAAAUUAACAUAAGUGCUGCCCCUGAAGAAUUUGAUCUCAAGUCUGGCCAACUUACUUAUAGAAUUGAAGAUCCUCUUAUUCUUACUAAUUUUCAGAAUUUUGCUUCAUUCUACCAUCAAAGUUUUAAUCAAGACCGGAAUACUCAUAUAUCAAUGGGUACUGAUAGUGAACCACAAAAUUCAGCACCUUCGAAUGCUGAAAACAACUUUGAAGUCCGUGAACAGACUUCAUUUCAACCAUCAGCUCCCGAUCUUUUUACAAGCAACAGUACUGAACCUUCAGUAAGUACUGGUGGUGCAUCAGAUCAAUACCAGUCUAUUUCGCAGAAGGCGGAUACUCAUUCUGUAUCUGGCACGGUUGACAAAGGUCCAGAGUCUUCUGAACCAGAUGCUCCUGAAUUCCAUGGACAGGAGCACGCUGUAUCAGGGCAAUGUCAUCAACAUGAAGAUCCACCAUCUUUCCACGACAUUGAUAGAUACACGGAUCUUGUCUUUUCUAGCUUGAAGGGAUCAAUCAAGCUCUUUCUUUUGUCAAAGGUCUUAGAAGUGAUCGUGACAUUCAUUAUCAGAGAUGCAAAGGAAAAGAAAAACUCAUUCAGACCUAAGCCAUUUUCCAGGCUAUUUAUCAACUUUUUCAUUCACAUUGACACCCUGGAGUCUAUUAUUGACGAUACAAACUUUAAGGUUCUGAAGACCAUCUCAAAUUCACUUCGUUCCCUACAGCCUGCUAAAGUUCCUGCAUUUGGUCACAAAGAUUUCAUGCCAAAACUGCUCAAUGCAGAUGAUCAGAGUAGAUGGCAAUAUUUCCUAAACCUUCUGGUAGACUUUUUGCGGUUCAUGGAGCCUUCAUUUAGGACCCCUGAACAAAAAGAGCCGGUUAAUCUUCUCUAUGAAGAAACAUGCAGGCUGCUGUUAGCAUUGCUUGAAGAAUUCCCAGAGUUCCUCUGUUGUUACCAUUUCAGCUUGUGUGAUGUCAUCCCUUCACAAUGUGUAGAGUUGCGGAAUGCAAUUCUUUGUGCAAUCCCGCGCAACAUGAGGAAUCCAGAUCAUCACACCACUGACUCAAAGGUAAAUCUGUAUGCUGAGAUGAAUCAGCCACCCUGCAUUCUUUCCGAUUUUGAUGCUUCUUUGAAAGCCAGCAAUAUGAAAAGAGAAGUGGACGAGUAUCUGACGACGAGGCAAAAAGAUUUGCCAUUUCUUUCUCAGUUGAAGAAUAAACUUCUUCUUCGGGAACAUGAAGCUAAAAGAUCUGGAACACGAUACGAUGUGCCUUUGAUCAACUCACUUGUGCUUUAUGUUGGAACAAAGGCAAUUGAGCAGCUGUAUCCCAGUACAACUCCUCAUUCAACAUCCGCAGCUAAGGGUGCUCCAUUGAUCGUCUUCUAUGCUGCUUCGGCUUUAGAUAUCUUCCAAACAUUAAUACUGGACUUAGAUACAGAAGGGCGUUAUGCUUUCUUCAAUGCAGUUGCAAACAAUCUUCGUUAUCCCAACAACCACACGAAUUACUUUAAAUUCAUUUUGCUUUACUUUUUUCGCAAGAUUAACCAGGAGGUAAUCCAGGCACAGAUAACCAGAGUUUUAUUGGGUUAUUUGAUCACUCAUCGUCCACAUCCAUGGGGCGUUCUUGUCACCUUCCUUGACCUUACUACAGAUCCUAAGUACAAGUUUUGGAGCUUAAGUUUUACAACGCGUGACCCUGAGAUCAAAAGAAUCAUCAACUUAGUUACAUCAUACCUUGUUAGCUCGAAUCCAGUGGAAGACGACGUUGGUACUUCUGGAACGGUGCCUGAAAAGAUGCCUUAGAAGCUAUUUGUACUUGUGAAUGUAGUUCCUCAAACAUAUCAUGGUAGCCAGAACCGAGUGUAUGAUGUAUAUAUGUGCAGUGCUAUAAAUUCGUAUUUACUUUACCAAAUGUGUAUGCAUUAAAAUUUCUAGACUUUUUAAUAGUUUAUAUACAUACAUAUUCAAGUUGGAGAGCUUUGAUCUA